Messenger RNA from Sceloporus undulatus (fence lizard), 2189 nucleotides. Its product is annotated as chemokine-like receptor 1. Gene Ontology annotation, biological process: phospholipase C-activating G protein-coupled receptor signaling pathway; positive regulation of cytosolic calcium ion concentration; complement receptor mediated signaling pathway. The record is from RefSeq and is a predicted model, not a curated record. Bases 299 to 1339 code for a protein of 346 amino acids. Gene Ontology annotation, molecular function: G protein-coupled receptor activity; complement receptor activity. Gene Ontology annotation, cellular component: plasma membrane. Lineage: Eukaryota; Metazoa; Chordata; Lepidosauria; Squamata; Phrynosomatidae. The transcript has 3 exons.
GGACGCUGGUGGAAGACAAGAGAACUUGAUCUCUGUGUGGCUUCUGACAGGUUUUCGGCACUCUCAGCAAAUGAUGGAUGGACGCCUUCCCAUGAAGUCCCUGUUUGUGGCCCGGUGCCACUGCUGAGGUCAGAAGGAGGCACCCAGCCAUGCUGUCAAUGCUGGGUGUCUCGUUCUGAUCUCACAGUGACUCACACCCACAGCACCAAUGCUGGGUAGUUCACAGGGAGCAUGAAUGUAGGCAGCCAGCUGUUAUUGCUGUGGGGCGAGCCGAAAACCUGCAGCAAAAGGUACCGACAUGGAGGUUAAUGCCACUGCCUUGUGGUCUACCGAUGCACCCUUGUUGUUUUCUUCUAAACCCAAAACUAAUGUCAGCAAUGUAAUUGACAUGAUCCAAGUCUUCCUCUAUGGUGUGGUUUUCCUCCUUGGUUCCUUGGGUAAUGGAGUUGUGAUGUGGAUCACAGCCCACCAGGUCUCGCGCAAAGUCAAUUGUGUCUGGUACUUCAACCUAGCCUUGGCCGACUUCUUGUUCUCAGUGAGCCGCAUUGUGCCAUUACUCAAGAAUGCUUUCUAUGAAGGAUGGCCCUUUGGAAGCUUCCUGUGCCGAGCCACCAGUUUCAUCAAAUACCUCAAUAUGUUCUGCAGUGUCUUCCUCUUGGCUGCUAUCAGCUUGGACCGGGCAGCUUCUGUGGUCUACCCAGUUUGGUCCAAAACUCGCCGUGGACCACGCUUGGCAUGGUUGGCUGCCAUCUGCGCCUGGUCCAUUGCUGUGGCCACCAGCCUCCCUUUCUAUCUUUAUCGUAAAGUGGUGAUUGACAAAGGUAACAAAACUAAAUGUUCCCUUUCAUUGGGGGAUGGAGAAACAGAAAAGCUGGUGACCUAUCUGCUCAGGUUAGUAUGUGGGUUCCUGGCUCCCUGUGUCAUCAUUGUGGUCUGUUAUGGGGUCAUUGCUGUACAACUGAGGCAACGGAAAACCACCUUCCGCUCCAAGAAGCCCUUCAAGGUGAUAUUGGCCAUUGUGAUCACCUUCUUCCUCUGCUGGGCACCGUACCACCUCUUCCUUCUCCUCAAACUGGGAGGAGUGAAGGGUCAGGCGGUUUCCAUUGGGCUUCCUCUCACUUCUUGCCUGGCCUAUUUCAAUAGCUGUGCAAACCCCAUCCUUUACUUCUUCAUGGGGUUGGAUUUCCAUAGGAAGUGCUUCAACUUGCCAGGGGCCUUCAGGAGAGCCUUGUUGGAAGACAGCACCCAUUCGUUUAGAAGGCCUAGCAAAUUCACAAGGGAAGCGACUUCUUCCAUUGAUGAGCUGGACAACUCCACAGUGACCCAAAGGGUGGUCUGAAGAAACACAAGGUCCAAGAGUCCUUCUGGAUUAGAAGACCUAGGUAUAAUAGUGACAGAAAUGGUAAAUUAUCUAAUACAUUCCUUUCCUGACCAGUGGCAUGUGGAGCUGUCCUAUCCUGCCUUUCCCAAAUCUGGAGGGGCAAUGAAUUUGAUCCAUGUUGGGGACAUUUUUUAAACCAUGGAACAUAAAGAUAAAGAUAACAGCAGCUAAGCACAGUACCAUCAUGCCUUAGCAUCAUCAUGCCUUGGUCACAGCAGUUAGUAAGAGAUCAUCCCUCCAUACCAACUGCCAUUGCUUUGGCCUUUGAGGAAGAGAACAGCAGCCAACAUUUGCUGGGGUUAAUCCCCUCCAAAACUUCAAUUCUCUUUUACUUGUGUUUUGUGUCUUUGUAAACUGUAAACCUGAGGAUAGGGAAUUAUCAGAUUAACCAUUUGUAAGAUGAUCUGGGAGCCUUUUUGGCUGAAGAGCAGGGUAUAAAUGCUCUCUGUAAAUAAACAUAUAAAUAAUCCCAAAAUGGGUACAAGGGAAGCUAGGUAAGAUAUAUUUCAUCCUGGUAUUUGCUCUAAUAGGGAAUGAAGAGAUGAGAAGAUUAGACUAUGGCUCUGUGAAUGGACUGACGACAAGGAGAAAAGUUUUCCAAGUUCAGUUUCUUAAAACUGGAAAGCCAAGACUAUUGAAAUCCACAUGCAAAUGUUCAUGGAUUGCCACAUGCUCCUAUUUCCUUGAACUGUGAGACAUUCCAGAAACAGAACUUACCUGGGCUUGGUUGCCUUUAGCUAAAUGGACUAGUGACUUAAAGUGUUUUUGUAACAGAUGCUUAAUUUACAAAUAUAUAGGCAGAACAUAA